Messenger RNA from Apiotrichum porosum, 753 nucleotides. RefSeq lists its product as uncharacterized. The transcript is spliced from 3 exons. The record is from RefSeq and is a predicted model, not a curated record. NCBI's taxonomy places the organism in Eukaryota, Fungi, Basidiomycota, Tremellomycetes, Trichosporonales, Trichosporonaceae. Bases 1 to 753 code for a protein of 250 amino acids.
AUGCUCGCCAACGUUGUCGCCCUCGCGCUCCUCUCCUUCGCCUCGGCGCGUAUCCCCACUGCACUUCCGUCGGUGACUCCGGCGUGCGCCGACACCUGCUCCACCUACUCGGCUUGGGGUAACUGCAUCGACAGCACUGUCACUUCCGAGUGUGUUGACGUUUGCACCACGAGGAUGGACCCGGCGCAAUGUUUGGAUGAUGACAAGAACCACGGCUCACAACCCCCGCAGCAGUCGGACGCCAUCCAGACCUGCCUCACCUGCCUCGGUUCGGCCACCUCGGCCUCGUCGCUCCUCACGCGCUACUGCGCGGCUAUGACCACUGGCACCGUCGAGAGCGCCACUGCCGAGUCGUCCGAUGCCAGCUCGGAGACUGCCGCUUCGGCUGACCCCACGACUGACGCGGCGUCAGUCUCGGCGUCGACCUCAGAGUCUGGUAGUGACGGCACUGCGGCGGCGACGACCAGCGCGGAUCUGACGACUCCCUCUUCUGAGCCCACCACCUCUUCUGCGACUGUGGAGGCUGCUGUAGCGACCUCGGUCUCAUCCACCCCCUUCACUGGCGUGACUACUACUAUCGCCACUUCUUCGAGCAAGGCUGCUUCCUCCUCCUCCUCAUCUUCGGUCGCCAAGAGUGCCACUGUUGUCUCGUCGGCCGCUACUUCGUCGUCGACCGCCAAGUCGGGUGCUCGCGUCGCCGCCGCCCCUGGAGCCAUCCUUGCCGUUGUUGCCGGCGCCGUCGCUCUCCUCUAA